Messenger RNA from Closterium sp. NIES-67, 1569 nucleotides. Lineage: Eukaryota; Viridiplantae; Streptophyta; Zygnematophyceae; Desmidiales; Closteriaceae. The record is from the annotation of a GenBank genome assembly.
UGAAAGCUCCAUAACUAGGAAAGCUAGCUAGCCUUUUGAGGAAGUCUUUCUCAAGUCCAGGGAGCCUGAAGUCUGAGGGUCCUGAUAUAUCUUUCGCAGCUGAAACUAAUCAUUCGCAGCUGUGGGUAACAAGGCUUCAGCGGUUGCUGUCAGUCUGCUGAUCAAUAGUGUCACGAUCAGCUUCUGUAAAAUAUAUUCUGUUGACUUCCAGCUAUAUAGUCACGCCGAUUUCAUAACAUGGCGGCCCUUCAGGCUGGAAAUGCGGUUCACUGCUCUCAGACACCGAAGAGCAUUUCGAAUCCAUCCUCGAAGAAGUCAGUUGUUAAUGCUUCUUUCUCCCGAUCAACUUCACCUGCAACCCUUCAUUCCAACUUCAAGUCUCACGCAAAGAUCGAAAGUGGGUCAGCUUCCUUCCGGAGAGCUAUCCGUGCCGAGGCAUUUCCGGACGCUCAACAGAACGGAGCAGCGACAGAAAAGGCCUCUGCAUUGAUCCUUAUCCGCCAUGGGGAGUCUCUCUGGAAUUCCAAGAACCUCUUCACGGGCUGCGUGGACGUUCCACUGUCAGAGAAGGGUGUCAACGAGGCCAUUGAAGCCGGAAAGCGGAUCUCCGAGAUCCCCGUGGAUGUCAUCUUCACCUCCGCCUUGAUCCGCGCUCAAAUGACCGCCAUGCUUGCAAUGACGCAGCAUCGCCGAAACAAGGUGCCUGUCAUCCUGCACGAGUACAGCCAGAGGGCCAAGGACUGGAGCCGAAUCUUCAGCCAGAACACGGACGAGGAGAUCAUUCCCGUCAUCACCGCGUGGGAGCUCAACGAGCGCAUGUACGGCGAGCUGCAGGGGCUGAACAAGAAGGAGACGGCAGACAAGUACGGCGAGCUGCAGGGGCUGAACAAGAAGGAGACGGCAGACAAGUAUGGCACGGAGCAGGUGACCCUCUGGCGCCGGUCCUACGACGUGCCGCCGCCCAACGGGGAGUCCCUGGCCAUGUGCGCUGAGCGCGCCGUGGCGUACUUCAAGGACCACGUGCAGCCGAGACUGGCAGCAGGCGAGAACGUGCUGAUCGCGGCGCAUGGCAACUCGCUCCGGGCUAUUAUCAUGUACCUCGACAGCCUCACUUCACAGGAGGUCAUUGAGUUGGAGCUGUCAACGGGUAUCCCCAUGCUCUACAUUUUCCAGGGCAGCAAGUUCCUUCGCAGGGGCUCUCCUCUUCGCAAUAGUGAUAUCGGCGUCUUUGCACUCACAGAGGACUUGGCACAAUAUAGAACCAUGCUGGAUACUAUUUCUGAAGGACGGGGCUGACUGCAGUAAAUAAUUGAAAAUCGGAAUAAUCAGUAGUGUCGCCCAUUUGAAACUGUUGUGCAACCAAUGUGUGCACAAGUUAUAGUCUAUGGUGUGCUCAGGCAGUUGCACCACUGGUCAAUGUCCAAAAUACCUAGCUUUGCAUGGCUAGGUAGUUAAGCAUAUUAUUGAGAAAGCUUGCUUUCUUGUCCUUUGCAAUAGGCAUCGUUCUCAUUUCAAGUGGCACGGUACAAUAGUCGCUUACUAGCUUAUAAGAAUCUAAACAUACACGCA